Molecule: messenger RNA, 1965 nt
Organism: Hermetia illucens (black soldier fly)
Lineage: Eukaryota; Metazoa; Arthropoda; Insecta; Diptera; Stratiomyidae
Product: UDP-glycosyltransferase UGT5-like
Exons: 6
Coding region: 406-1959 (517 amino acids)
Molecular function (GO): UDP-glycosyltransferase activity
Source: RefSeq, a predicted model, not a curated record
UAUACCUACAUAUGUGUAUUUCAGAUAAUGUUAACUUGCCGCCAAGCAAUCUUGCUCUAGAAUCUAGUUUGGUGGAUAGUGCGCUAAAUCGGUUUAGUUCUCCCGUAUGGUCACGUAGUCGCUAAGGUUCAUCGCGUACGAACGCUCGUAUUGUACGUGGUUCCAUAUGUUACCGCUGGUGAUCCGACUGGCCCCAAGUGAAUAAAUCAGGUUUCGCUGCAAGAAUAUGCUCGGCCCGUGUUCUUUGUUCGGAAGGUACUGACGCGAUACCAGACCUAACAAUAACAUGGCAUAAUUGUGUGGUAUUGCACUAGAGCAGUGGAUUUCGUAGUUCUCGCGGGUGUUGUGCUACCAGUGUCAAGUUCAAGUUUUCCACUUCCAACCCCAAACAAACCUGAAAGAAACAUGAUCGGCCAAAUGAAAAUAUUUCUGUGGUUCGUAGUGAUCUGUGGAUUAGGCGAGCUGGAGAACGUGCAGGCAAUCAACAUCUUGGGAAUUGUGUCCUCCUUGUCGAAGUCACAUUCUGUGUUUGCUAAUGCAAUUUUUAACGAAUACGCAAAUAGCGGACACUCGGUUACUGUACUAAGUCCAUAUGAGGUAUCGUUGAAGAUAACUCACUAUAAAUUAGAUGGGCUGGAAAAACUUAAAAGAAACUUCAGAAGCCACCAGAACCUGCAAGUGGACGAAUAUACAGCCCUUCUCCAGCUGUAUGAGGAAGGAUUAGCUACCACCAAAGCGGUAAUCAACCAUGACAGUUUCAAAAAGCUAAUUUCAGCACCAUUGCAUAUAGACGUUAUUAUUUUGGACUAUGAUUAUAACGACGCUUUACUGGCCAUAGCACAUCGAUUCAAGUGUCCGAUUUUCAUAUUAGCUAUCGACACUCCGAGUCUAACUUUAAAACGAAUAAUUAAUCCUGGAUAUCCAGUUACGAACUUAAUCUUCCAACAGCCGAUUGCUGACAUUGGGGUAUCAAAUGCGUUGUGGGAUGUUAUGGCUAACAUGUAUGAAAAAUUCAUCGUGAAUUUUUACUAUGCAAAUCAUCAGGAAACAUUAUACCAGAAGAUUAUCAGUGGACUAGCGACGCCAUCGAAAGAAGAGCCUUCAAACCGAAUUGCCAAAAUGUUUACCAGCACUUUAUCGCCACCGUUUCUAACAACUAAUAAACUCGUAAAUCUAAUUUCCUUACAUAUUCCCGAGAAGCGAAUAUCUGAGUAUUUCGUAGCAGAUCCUCUGGAUCGAUUUAUCCACUCAACCGAUGAAGGGUGUAUAUACGUCUCGCUCGGAGCGGAUACAGAUCCGGCUACUUUGCCCAAGAACAGGAUUUACACAAUGUUCCAAGUAUUCCAUAGCCGACCGGAAAAAAUCAUCUGGGCUUGGAACGGCAAUACGACAAAUUUCGCAGGUUCGAAUAAAUUCUUCGUCAGUAGCUGGAUGCCGCAGGAUGAUAUCUUCGGCCACAGAAAUAUUCGGGCUUUCGUAACGAAUGGCGGUUCAUUAAGUAUGCAGGAAGCGAUUUAUCAUGGAAUACCAACGAUUGGUAUCCCACUUACAUAUCAACAGCGAGACAAUGUAGACUUGAUGGUGGCGAAAGGCCUUGGGGUCAAAGUGGAAAUGUCUAACUUGACCAUAGAAUCCUUUAUGUGGGCAUUGAAUGAAGUAAUCGACAACAACAGUUUUAAAUAUAAGGAACGAUUAGCUUUUGAAGCAGAUCUUAUGGAGAAUCAGCUGAAGAGCCCAAUGGAAACCGUUAAAUAUUGGAUCAAAUACUUCCAUCAGUAUCGAUAUGAGGACGUUAUUAGUAAUACUAGAUUGUCUGUGAUUGACUAUUACCUGUCUGACAUAUAUUUACUUGUAUUCCUUUUAAUUUUUCUUUUCUUAGUCAUUGCUGUGAUAAGUUACAUUAAACUGUACAGAAUUGCAUCACGAUAUUUUGUUCAGCGAAAAUAUAAAUAUUAUUAAAUCUUG